Triticum turgidum subsp. durum (durum wheat) is the source of this 2349-nucleotide messenger RNA. Lineage: Eukaryota; Viridiplantae; Streptophyta; Magnoliopsida; Poales; Poaceae. The record is from the annotation of a GenBank genome assembly.
AUGCGCAAGCAUAUCUGGUUACGCAUCUCAAAUCUACUGGUGCACAAGAUUGAUUGCAGUGUUUAUUAUUUGGAUUGUGAUAUACUAAUAUGGUUCAGUGUGUCCUUUCCUCCAGGAGCUAUUAUUGAACCUGCUAAAUGCCGAUUGAUGAGUGUGGAUGAAAAGAAGGAUCUUGUUCGUGAAUUAUCGAAGAGGCCACAAACUGCUCCUGACAAACUACAGUCAUGGAGUCGGCGUGAUAUUGUGGAGAUUCUCUGUGCUGAUCUCGGAAGGGAAAGGAAAUAUACUGGAUUAUCUAAGCAGAGAAUGCUGGAUUAUCUCUUCAGGGUGGUGACUGGCAAAUCAUCUGGCCCUGUGGUGCAUGUGCAAGAAAAGGAGCCAACUCUCGAUCCCAACGCAAGCAACCAUCAGUACCCAGCAAAGCGUCAAAGGAAGAGUGACAAUCCAUCACGACUGCCAAUUGCUGUCAACAAUCCGCAAACCGCAGUUGUACCCGUGCAGAUUAAUAAUGUGCGGUCCUGCCGAAAUAUAGCAUGCAGAGCGAUUCUUAGCAUGGAAGAUAAAUUUUGCAGACGCUGUUCAUGCUGCAUAUGCUUCAAGUAUGAUGACAACAAGGACCCUACCAUAUGGUUGUCCUGUAGUUCAGAUCAUCCCAUGCAAAAGGGUUCUUGCGGGUUAUCAUGCCAUCUUGAGUGUGCUCUCAAGGAUGGAAGAACUGGCAUUCUGCCGAGUGGGCAGUGCAAGAAACUUGAUGGUGCUUAUUACUGCCCUAACUGUCGGAAGCAGCAUGAUUUGCUCAGGUCCUGGAAGAAACAACUAAUGUUAGCUAAAGAGGCUCGGCGGCUGGAUAUAUUGUGUUACCGGAUUUUUCUGGGUCAUAAGGUCCUCUUCUCCACGGAGAAGUACUCGGUCUUGCAUAAAUUUGUUGACACAGCAAAGCAGAAACUUGAGGCUGAGGUUGGCUCUGUAGCCGGGUAUGGAAAUAUGGGUCGUGGAAUUGUCAGUCGGCUUACUUGUGGUGCUGAGGUUCAGAAACUUUGUGCUGACGCACUAGAUGUCAUGGAGUCUAAGUUCCCUGUUGAAUCUCCUACUAACUCACAAUUUGAACGAUCCAAUAUGAUGCCAUCGAGCUUCAUAAAGUUUGAACCUAUAACGCCUACAUCUAUCACUGUAGUUUUUGAUUUGGCUCGAUGUCCUUACAUCUCCCAAGGGGUAGCUGGCUUUAAAGUAUGGCACCAGGUGGAUGGUACAGGAUUUUACUCGUUAAAUCCAACUGGCACCGUACAUCUAAUGUCAAAAACAUUUGUUGUCACUGAACUCAAGCCAGCUACAUGCUAUAUGAUCAAGGUAACUGCAUUCAGCAACUCCAGUGAGUUUGCGCCAUGGGAAGCCAGGGUAAGUACAAGCUCUCUGAAAGAAAGUGAUCUGAAGGGUUUGGCUCCAGGUGGUGCUGGAUUAGUAGACCAAAAUAACAGGAGCCCAAAGACAAAUAGUGGUGGUCAGUCUGAUCGUUCUUCAGAGGGAGUUGACUCAAACAAUAAUGCAACAGUGUACACUGAUCUUAACAAGUCGCCGGAAAGUGAUUUUGAGUACUGUGAAAAUCCUGAGAUCCUUGAUUCCGACAAAGUGCCUCAUCACCCCAAUGGGCCUAGCAAUAACUUGCAAAACAUGCAGAUAGUUGCAGCUAGGGUACCAGAGGUCACUGAACUGGAGGAAGCUCCUGGGCUCUCAGCGUCAGCUUUGGAUGAGGAGCCUAAUUCAACAGUUCAAGCUGCUUUACUUAGGGAGUCUUCAAACUCAAUGGAGCAAAACCAAAGAAGCGAUGUUCCUAUAUCACAGGAUGCAUCAAAUGCAACUGCUGGAGUUGAGUUGGCGCUUGUUCCUCGAUUUGUUGGCUCUAUGCCACCCACUGCACCAAGAGUUAUGGAAACUGGUAAGGAGACUGGUGGAAGGAGCUUCAACACAAAACCUUCUGACAACAUCUUUCAGAAUGGCUCCUCAAAGCCUGAAAGAGAGCCAGGGAAUUCGUCAAACAAAAGAUCGGGUAAAUUCGAGGAUGCUGGCCACAAGGAUGGAUGCCCCGAAGCAACUUAUGAGUACUGUGUCAGGGUGGUGAGGUGGCUGGAGACUGAGGGCUACAUUGAGACCAACUUCAGGGUGAAGUUCUUGACAUGGUACAGCUUGCGUGCUACCCCGCAUGAUCGGAAGAUUGUCAGCGUGUAUGUGGACACCCUCAUCAAUGAUCCUGCAAGCCUCUGCGGCCAGCUGACCGACACCUUCUCGGAGGCGAUCUACAGCAAGAAGCCGCCUUCAGUCCCCUCUGGCUUCUGCAUGAACCUCUGGCAUUAA